CAUGAAUAUGCCAUAUUUUAAGCCUCGCUCUUAAGCUAGUUAAAAUUCUUUUGUUAAACAAUACCAAGACUUUUUAUAAAAGAAUAGAAAGAAUACUACUUCUAUUUUAGAACCAAAAAAACAUUAACCAAAAUAAUCAUAUUCUCCGCUCUUUAAAUAACCAAAAUUAAGUCAUUCAAAACUUAAGAAUCUAAGAUUGUAAACUAGUCCAAGUCCAAAAAGAGCACAUUGUUAUUCAUUAAGUAGUCAUUAAUAAACUGAAAAUUCUACCUAAAUAGACAGAUCAUUAAGUUAAUAUGAAUUUGAAAUUAAAGAUAAAUAAAUAAGUAGGGACAGUCUAUUUUAAGAGACAACAAAACAAUUAGAAGAAAUCUAAUAAUAGGGUCCAGAAUUAUAAUAAGGGAUUGUUGGAAUAUUAAGUUUAAUUAAAAAAGAAAAAUAAGUAAUCUUAAACGAUAUGAAAUUAAUGACUAAAUAAAUGAAUAAAUAUAAACAAUAAUAUGAAGAAAUCAAUAAAUAGCAUGAAUUAUUGUAACAUAAAUUCAAAGUUUCAAAAGAUGGUACAGAAAUACAUUGUCGUUCAAAAGAUAAAAUUAAUGAUACCUAUAUAUAGAUGAUUUAAUUGUUAAGAGGCCUUUAAAUAUAACAUAUUGAUGUCUUACCAGAAUUAGAAUAUGGUUUAUCAAAUCCUAUUGAAGACACAGAUGAAAAUGUGAGAAUACCUGAUAAAGAUGAGAUUAUUAUCUUAUAAAAACUCAUUAUUAAAAAAUUAGUCAAAAAAAUGGAAGAUUAGAAAUAAUUAAACUAAAUACUCUAAACUAAAAUUAAGGAAUAUGAAAUUUGA
This is a messenger RNA of Paramecium sonneborni, 844 nucleotides long. NCBI's taxonomy places the organism in Eukaryota, Ciliophora, Oligohymenophorea, Peniculida, Parameciidae. The record is from the annotation of a GenBank genome assembly.